AGUCCCUGCCGGCUCCGGCGACAUGGCUGAUCCCAGAGAGCCCAGCGCUGCCGGAGAGUCAGGUGGCGCAGCCGCUGCCAUUCCGCAGAUCCCGGGGGCACCUCACGUUCCAGGGCCUGGUGGAGCUGCUGCACCCGGAGCCGGAGUUCUGAGGACCCGAGUCUACCAGUUCAGCCUUGCCGUGCCUUUCGCAUCGCCUGGGCGGGCGGACUAUGCCUGCCACCUCCUGACUGAACGUACUCAACUGCGAUGGCCGGUUCGGAGGGAGCUCUACGUUCAUGGCCGCAUGUUGAUUCUCCGUUUGACUGCUGAAGACCAUGACCUGCUCAACACAGCUGUUGCUUUCUUUCUGGAGCAGGUUUCCCUGGUGAGGUGGACCUUGAAGCACUUUUUGCACCCUCUUUUUGCUUAGUCUCCACACGGAAGAGGGGCUUAAACCUUGCCCAUGUGCCCUACCUUCAAGUGUCCUUCCAUUGGGCACUUCUUUCUGCAGU
Molecule: messenger RNA, 494 nt
Organism: Odocoileus virginianus texanus
Lineage: Eukaryota; Metazoa; Chordata; Mammalia; Artiodactyla; Cervidae
Product: EKC/KEOPS complex subunit LAGE3-like
Source: RefSeq, a predicted model, not a curated record